Messenger RNA from Drosophila bipectinata, 670 nucleotides. RefSeq names its product nucleoside diphosphate kinase 6 (gene nmdyn-D6). Gene Ontology annotation, cellular component: cilium. Gene Ontology annotation, biological process: GTP biosynthetic process; negative regulation of oxidative stress-induced intrinsic apoptotic signaling pathway; cilium movement. The record is from RefSeq and is a predicted model, not a curated record. Lineage: Eukaryota; Metazoa; Arthropoda; Insecta; Diptera; Drosophilidae. Gene Ontology annotation, molecular function: nucleoside diphosphate kinase activity.
UUUCAAUAAAAACAAUGUCACUUAUUUAUCGACACAUUUUCGAUUGCCCAUCACCAAUAUUUAAACAGCUGAUGUUCUAAAACACAGAAACCGGCAACAUUGAUUAAGUAAACUUUAGAUUUUAGAUAAAAAUACAUUUUUUAAGACACAAAGCAAGGCAGAACUUGGCACCCAAAGGGCAAGAAUUAUUAAAUCUUGAAAAGCUUAGUGAUAUAAUGGAAAUUACUUUGGCUCUUAUUAAACCGCACGUUCUGCGAAAUACAUAUGCCAUGCAACAGAUCCGGGCGCUGAUAGCCCAGAAUUUCACAGUGCUCGACCAGAAGGAGGUGCACAUCACAAAGGACAUCUCCGCGAGAUUCUAUGAGGAGCACCGGGGCAAGUUCUUCUACCAUCGACUAACCACUUUCAUGAACAGUGGUCCCUGCUAUGCUCUUAUCCUGCAGUCAGAGGCCUGCAUCCAAAAAUGGCGAGGCCUUCUUGGACCCACCAAGGUAUUCCGAGCUGUAUACAGUGAUCCCAACUGCAUUCGGGCUCUCUAUGGACUGUCCGAUACCCGAAAUGCCUGUCACGGAUCCGACAGCGAAGAAUCUGCCCUGCGAGAAAUCGGUAUCCUAUUCCCAGAAUUCAAACUGGAUGAAGUUAGUCGGGAAGUGAAAAAGAAGACAUAACU